AUGUCGUCAAUAACAACAAAUGAAGUAUUUGAUUGGAUUUGUAUUAUAAUGAUAAUAUUUGGUACUAUUGGAAAUAGUCUUGGUUUAAUUGUAUUUUCAUCACGAAAAUUUCGUCAAACAACUUAUGGUCGUUUAGCAAUAACAUCAUUAAUUAUAAAUCUCUUAUGUGUAUAUCGUUAUUCACUUCUUCUUCAUUCAAAUACACGACGUUGGAUAGCAUAUAAAGUUGCUCAAUCAUGGUUUAAUUGUAAAUUAUAUAGAUUUUCAUCUUGUUUAAGAAUAUUAUCAGCAUUUGUAACUGUUGCAUGGACUUAUGAAAGAUUUACUUAUGUAACAACAAAUAUUCGUUUUUUAAAAAGAACUAAAUAUUUUAGUAAAUAUAAAUAUUAUUUAAUGACAUUAUUAUCUUUAAUUAUUGUUGCUGCUCUUACUGGACCAAGUGUUUAUUUUCAUGAAUUAAUAUCAAUUCAUUCAAAUAAUCAUCCAUUGAUAAAUCAAUUUAAUCAAACAUCAAUAUCAACUAUAAGGACGUCAUUAGAAGAACGAAAAGAAGAAGAAUCUCGUCGAUAUGAAUAUGUGAGAUAUAAUGAAAUAAAUAAUGGUAAAAAUCAAAUGGUUUGUAGUUUAAACGAAUCAAUUGGUAUAUUAUGGCUUGAAUUUUUAACUGAUGUUAGAUUUGGUUUAAAUUAUACAACAUUUCGUUCAAUUUUUUCUGAAAUAAUUCCAUCAUUAUUUGUUAUUUUAUUAAAUAUUGGAAUAAUAAUAAGUGUUAUUAAAGCAACAUUAUCAUUUUCAAAAAGAAAAAAUAAUUCUUCAAUUAUUACUCGUCAAAAUCUUAAUAAUUCAUUUAAAAAAAGUGAAACAAAUGAUGGUUUAAUUGUACAUAAUCGACCAGGUACAUCAUGGAUGAAUAUUGUUUUAAUAAUUCAUUCAUGUCUUUUCUUUUUUUCAUCAUUAACAUCAACUAUUGUACAUUGGUCAACAUCAAAUCCAUUAUUAUCACAUUGGACAAGUGUUGUUAUUUUAGCUAAUUGUUCAUUAAAUUUUUAUGUUUAUUGUUUAAGUGGAAAAUCAUUUAGAAAUGAAAUUAAAAAAUUAUUAUAUGAUUAUUAUCAAUUAUAUUGUUUUAUUAAAUUUAUGAAUUUAUUUAGAAAUAAAUCUCAACGUGAACAUGUUCAACAAACAAUUCGAAUGCGUAUUUUAACACAUAGAAAUAAUAAUUUAUCAUUACAAAAAAAUAUUCAUUUACCAACAUCUUCAUUUAUACAACGAUAA
Molecule: messenger RNA, 1275 nt
Organism: Rotaria sp. Silwood1
Lineage: Eukaryota; Metazoa; Rotifera; Eurotatoria; Philodinida; Philodinidae
Source: the annotation of a GenBank genome assembly